Molecule: messenger RNA, 1668 nt
Organism: Nannizzia gypsea CBS 118893
Lineage: Eukaryota; Fungi; Ascomycota; Eurotiomycetes; Onygenales; Arthrodermataceae
Product: kinase regulator Ste50
Exons: 3
Coding region: 1-1668 (555 amino acids)
Biological process (GO): signal transduction
Molecular function (GO): ionotropic glutamate receptor binding; synaptic receptor adaptor activity
Source: RefSeq, a predicted model, not a curated record
AUGGCCUUUGCCGACGCCUAUCCAGGCGACUCGGACGCAGACGAUGAAUAUGAGCGGAGCGUUGUGAUUUCACCCCACCUUGCCGAGGACUCCGAAGCAUCUCCUACAGACUCUGAAGGUCCAUCGACAGAGAACACUCCUACAUAUGGGAAAGCUGAUGACCGUAUCUCGCCCAAGACCGUCAUAACCGAUUGGACUGCGGAGGAGUGUGCCAAAUUCGUGGGGAGCCUGGGCUUGCUGCAGUACCGUGAAGCGUUUCUGGAAAACGAGAUCGUUGGCGAGGCCCUCAUAGCUCUAAAGCACGACGAAUUGAAGGAACUGGGUAUAUCCAGUGUUGGACAUCGAUUGACAAUCCUAAAGAAUGUAUACGAAGCCAAAGUAAAGCAAGGUGUACCGAUAGACCCCGACCAUUAUGUCCCUCUAUCGGCGGAUAAGAGCAGCACGAAAGAUGCAGCCACCCAAGACGAUAUUGCUCUCCUCAUCCAAUCCAUCAGACGGCGAGACGAUAGACUUAUGGCAGCAGAAGCCGAGCUACGGAAACUCGCAGAUGACUACCGGAGGCUGCGUGAAGAACUACUACCGGUCUUCAAAGUCGCAAAGGAUAAAUCAGCACCCUUACCAUACCAACCCCCGUCCACUCUAUCAUAUGGUGGCUCCACCAUCGCAGCAUCUGAAUCAUACACCCACGACCCUGCUACUUCACCGUCAUUCCUCGGCCAAGAGAAGGCCGGCAGCGGCCUCACUCGAACAAUUUCUAGGAAACUCUUUGCCGGCGGCUCAACUCCCAAGACCAACUCUCCCACUCAUAUACCCCAGGCAAUACCAGAAGGACGAACGUUUGCAGACUCAUCCACCCUAGACCCUUCUGCAGCUGCCAUGGCAGCGUCUUCUCAUCUCACAGCAUCCAUGACUGGUGGCCAACCUUCUCCCAAAGGCAUGCCAUCCCCAACAUCUCCCAACAGCUUCUAUACCCAACAAACACUUGCAUCACGAUCAUAUACCCGCGACCCUCCACCCUCCACCAACACUCGCACAGCUUACGAUCACCCUGAGGAGACACAGGGCCAGCAAAGACAAGACCGAUCCGGCAACAAUCAGACCUCAAACUCCUCAAGUCGACAAGACCAUUCUUCUAUCUCAACUUCCAGGAAUGGAGGAUCAAGCGGCGGUGGGAAUCAAUCAUCCAACAAUGCACAAAACUCAUCAGACUCUGGCCCCAGUGUUGAAAUUUUCAAAUCCUUCCGUGUCUCAAUGGACGACCCUUGCUAUAAAGUUCUUCCUGCUGCUCUCAAGAAAUACAAUAUUCAUGAAGACUGGCGGCUAUAUGCUUUAUACAUCGUCUACGGUGACCAGGAACGAUGUCUAGCGCUCGAAGAGAAACCACUCAUUCUAUUUAAACAACUUGAUAAAGAUGGACGAAAACCAAUGUUUAUGCUUCGACGACAGGCGCAGAUGGUAGACGGGCAGGUCCCAGGUAUAUACACCAGUGGCGGAACUACAAUUGGCUUCCCUCCGAGCGGCAAUGCCUUCGACUCUGGCACAAAUAGCAAUACGGCCAUCAGUCUAGGCGGACUACCCUCGGGAGGCUCUGGCGGCCAAGCAAGCGCCAGUCUGAGGUCUCAACCUCCACAACAAAAUUCCAUACAAUUGCCCGGUGGAGUUCUAUAG